Molecule: messenger RNA, 631 nt
Organism: Melitaea cinxia (Glanville fritillary)
Lineage: Eukaryota; Metazoa; Arthropoda; Insecta; Lepidoptera; Nymphalidae
Product: allergen Tha p 1-like
Exons: 3
Coding region: 110-508 (132 amino acids)
Source: RefSeq, a predicted model, not a curated record
GACCUUUCAGCUUUACAUGUAGGUAACUACUAUAAAUACUCGAGCGCUCACGUCUUGAAUCAUAAGUCACUUGUGCUUUGCAGAACAGCAUCUGCGUGAAUCUUUGACGAUGAUUGUCAAACCAAUAGUGGUGCUAUGCUGCCUCGCAGUGGCUGUGCUUGCCAAGCCAUCGGAGAAAUAUACCGAUAAAUAUGACAACCUGAACAUUAAGGAGAUUUUGGAAAGCAAGAGAUUGUUAAACGGGUACUUCCAAUGUAUGAUGGAUAAAGGCCCGUGCACCAGCGAAGGCAAGGAAUUGAAGGAGCAUAUGCAGGACGCUCUUGAGACCGGCUGUGAAAAAUGUACUCAAGCCCAAAAAGACGGAGCUUAUACUGUCAUCGAGCAUCUAAUCAGCAAGGAAAGAGACAUGUGGAAGAAACUGUGUGAGAAGUACGACCCCGAGGGUGUGUGGAGGAAGAAGUAUGAAGACAUCGCUAAAGAAAAAGGAAUUGUUAUUCCCGAAGAUUAAGCAAAAAUAUGUAAAUUGCUACAAAGAUUUUUUCUAUCGCGUUUGGAUCGCUUUAAAUAAUUUUUAAUGAACUAUAGUUUGUGGGUUUUUGUAAUAAAAAGAUCACAUAAUUUAUUACGUUUA